Hyla sarda is the source of this 5368-nucleotide messenger RNA. RefSeq names its product glutamate metabotropic receptor 3 (gene GRM3). Gene Ontology annotation, biological process: regulation of synaptic transmission, glutamatergic; G protein-coupled glutamate receptor signaling pathway. Bases 692 to 3325 code for a protein of 877 amino acids. Lineage: Eukaryota; Metazoa; Chordata; Amphibia; Anura; Hylidae. The transcript has 6 exons. The record is from RefSeq and is a predicted model, not a curated record. Gene Ontology annotation, molecular function: group II metabotropic glutamate receptor activity. Gene Ontology annotation, cellular component: membrane.
UGUGCAGUGUGGAGCGGCAGAUAGAUGUGCAUGUUGCUUGGUGCGGGUAGCAUUCCUCCUCAGCCGGCUCUGCACCACUAUAAGCUGCUGUGAGAGCAGAAAGUGUGUUCUCUCAUUAAGUCACAGCAUGGGAACUGGAGGCCACUCCAAGGACUAAUUGUCCAGCAGCAGCCUUGCCAAGGAUGCCAGGAGCAAACAACCAUCAAAGUUCCAGGAGCUGCUACUCUCAUAUCUGAAUAGCAAGUGGCAGAACUCACUAUUCUGCUGCAUUUCUUAAUUAGCAGGAGCUGAAUCAGCCCCAGAGGGGAAACCCUUCACAGAAAUGGGAAACAGAACAGAACAAAAGCUUUGGAUCUUGUCUUAGAAAAUGACAUUAAAGCCAACACAAUUCUACAUUCCUGCUCUAGUAACCGAUCACAUCAAUGGUAACUGGUGUAUGGGAGACAGAACCCCCUCACACUGAGAGGACCAACUGGAUGACAUGCAGUGAAAGUACAGGGACCAAUUACAAGUUAUGUCCUAUGUCCCAGUGUGAACUGUGAUACUGGAUGGAGGGGAUGACAGUGCCUGGGACAUGUGUGUGCAGCAUCACCUGCACCAGGAACAUGAUGACAUUGCAUGCACCUUAAUGACUCUGGUAUGGAUGACAUAUAAUUCGCAAGUCCAACUGUAAUACCAAGAAGCAAAAAUCAUGAAGACUUAUUCCAGCCUUCAACUGGUUGUUUUGGCCUUAUUUUUCAAAGGAGUUUUGCUUUCUUCAAGUGACCACAACUUUGUGAGGAAAGAGAUCAAGUUUGAAGGUGACCUCGUAUUAGGAGGUCUGUUUCCAAUAAAUGAAAAGGGCACAGGAUUAGAAGAAUGUGGGAGGAUUAAUGAGGAUCGGGGCAUACAGCGCCUGGAAGCUAUGUUGUUUGCAAUUGAUCAUAUUAACCGAGACAGCACGCUUCUUCCUGGAGUAAAGUUGGGUGUUCACAUUUUGGAUACCUGUUCAAGGGACACCUAUGCACUGGAACAAUCCUUGGAGUUUGUAAGGGCUUCAUUGACAAAGGUGGAUGAAGCAGAAUACGUGUGUCCGGAUGGUUCACUUGCCAUUCAAGGAAAUAGCCCAUUACUUAUUGCUGGAGUGAUCGGUGGUUCCUAUAGUAGCGUGUCUAUACAGGUGGCUAAUUUGCUGAGACUCUUCCAUAUUCCUCAAAUAAGCUAUGCUUCCACCAGUGCCAAACUUAGUGACAAGUCACGCUAUGACUACUUUGCAAGGACAGUGCCACCAGACUUUUAUCAGGCAAAAGCAAUGGCAGAAAUCCUACGUUACUUUAAUUGGACAUAUGUGUCUACUGUUGCAUCUGAAGGAGACUACGGAGAGACAGGAAUUGAAGCCUUCGAACAAGAAGCAAGAUUAAGGAACAUUUGCAUUGCCACUUCCGAAAAGGUUGGGAGAUCAAACUUAAAAAAGUCUUAUGACAAUGCUAUCAAGGAACUUUUACAAAAGCCUAAUGCUAAAGUUGUUGUUCUUUUCAUGCGGAGUGAUGACACCCGUGAACUUUUGGCAGCUGCCAAUAGGUUUAAUGCUUCAUUUACAUGGAUUGCUAGUGAUGGUUGGGGUGCCCAAGAAAGCAUUGUUAAAGGAAAUGAGCACAUAGCAUAUGGGGCAAUUACUCUAGAACUUGCUUCACAUCCUCUUAAAGAAUUUGAUAAGUAUUUUAAAAGCCUUAAUCCCAUCAACAAUCAUCGAAACCCUUGGUUUAAGGAUUUUUGGCAACAAAAAUUUCAAUGCAGUCUCCAUAAUAAAACGGAAAAACCAUGUGACAAGCGCCUCCAUAUCAAUAGCUCCAACUAUGAGCAGGAAUCAAAAAUUAUGUUUGUAGUGAAUGCUGUGUAUGCCAUGGCACAUGCCCUGCAUCACAUGCAACAAGCUCUGUGCUCCAAUACAACACAACUGUGUGAUGCCAUGAAGACUGUAGAUGGGAAGAAGCUCUACAAGGAUUUUUUGCUGAAAGUUAACUUUACAGCUCCAUUUGUUCCACCCUCUGCAGACAGCAUUGUGAAGUUUGAUGCAUAUGGAGACGGCCUUGGUUUAUAUAAUGUCUUCAAUUUUCAAUACAAUAAUGGCAAAUACUCAUAUCUAAAAAUAGGUCAGUGGGCAGAAACCUUAUCUCUCGAUGUAGAUGUCAUACAGUGGUCAAAGAGUAUGGUGCCAACAUCACAGUGCAGUGAUCCGUGUGCUCAGAAUGAAAUGAAGAAUAUGCAACCCGGAGAUGUCUGUUGCUGGAUCUGUAUUCCGUGUGAAACAUAUCAAUAUCUUGCAGAUGAAUUCACAUGUGUUGAUUGUGGACCAGGACGUUGGCCCACCUCAGACCUAACAGGAUGCUUUGACUUGCCAGAAGAUUACAUUAAAUGGGAGGACGCAUGGGCCAUAGGCCCGGUAACAAUUGCAUGCCUUGGGUUUAUUUGUACAUUCCUGGUUGGCGGAGUCUUUAUCAAGCACAACAGCACUCCUUUGGUCAAGGCAUCUGGACGUGAACUCUGUUAUAUCCUCUUAAUUGGAGUUUUUAUGUGUUACUUUAUGACAUUUUUCUUCAUAGCCAAACCUUCCCCAGUCAUAUGUACUCUUAGGCGUUUGGGGCUGGGAACUUCUUUUGUAGUUUGCUACUCAGCUCUUCUAACAAAGACAAACAGAAUUGCCCGGAUCUUCAGUGGUGUGACAGAAGGUGCUCAAAGACCUAAAUUCAUCAGCCCCAAAUCUCAAGUCAUAAUUUGCCUGAGCCUCAUCUCUGUUCAAAUUGUAAUAGUGUCUGUAUGGCUUAUGUUGGAAUAUCCAGGCACCAGGCGGUAUACUCUUCCAGAGAAGAGGGAGACUGUCAUACUAAAAUGUAAUGUGAAAGAUUCAAGUAUGCUGAUAUCUUUAACAUAUGACGUGGUUCUAGUGAUAUUAUGUACUGUAUAUGCCUUUAAAACAAGGAAGUGCCCAGAAAAUUUCAAUGAAGCCAAGUUUAUUGGAUUUACAAUGUACACAACAUGUAUUAUCUGGCUCGCAUUUCUUCCAAUAUUUUAUGUGACGUCCAGUGACUACAGGGUCCAAACUACGACCAUGUGUAUUUCUGUAAGUCUAAGCGGUUUUGUAGUCUUGGGUUGCCUGUUUGCACCGAAAGUUCAUAUCAUUCUAUUCCAACCACAGAAAAAUGUUGUAACGCACAGACUCCAUUUAAAUAGAUUCAGUGUCAGCGGCACUGCAACCACGUAUUCCCAGUCUUCGGCCUGUGCACAUUACACUCCAACCAUAUGUAAUGGAGGAGAAGUUCUAGACUCCACCACCUCAUCCUUAUAACUCUUAUCAACAUCUUUGUCCUAAAGGUUUUUAGACUGUUAGAAAAUAUGCACUUGUUGUGCAGUCCUUAUUUUCUCUUUUUUUUUUUAGAAAAGAAAUAUUUUUGAGGACUGUCUACAAUGUUCUAGAGCUUUUUAGAUUGAUCCAAUGACCACUGUAAUCCACAGUUUUAGAGACGAUGUAAAUAAGGUGCGUUAUGUACACAACUCGCUGUGUCCACUGGGUGAUAUGGCUUCUUCCAUGUAUUAUGGGUUAUUUACUUUCCUAUGACAUUUUUUGUAAACUAAGCUAUUGUUGUAACCAAUUUUAGAAUGCAUUGAAGUUACUUAUAGUUACAUGACAUGUAACUGGAUGUUUUUGCACAACUGAAAACAGUAUUAAUGUAAAGAAGCCAGUAAUGAAACCUUUGUAGAGGUUUAUAGCAUGUAUUUCUUGGUACUUAUAUACUGUUGUGUUGCACUGAUUUGAAGGUUUCUGGAACAAUAAUGGAGUAAAAUGAAUGUACGACUUCUGACGUAAACUGCAAAUGAGCCACACAAGGCACCAAUAUUAAUUAGAAAACAUGAUAAUGUGAAUUUUACUUAAGAUUUGGUGCACUUUUCCAUAAAACACACUGGAAGUAUGUAUACUAUCAGUACUGUACAUUGCAAUGAAAUGUUAUAAUGUUUUAACACUAGCUGUGAUUUAUAGAUAAAUCAGAUAUUAUAUUAGUAAUCUUUCAUAAUAUCACUUCAUUUGAAAAUGGUAUAUAAAACAGGCCAAGUUUAAACCAUUUGUUUAACAGAAUAUUUAAAGGAACUUAGUGUUUUGUGAGAGUUUUUCAUUCACUUUUUUAAGCCACAGACAGAAGUGGAUCCAUGAGGAAGGAGAAGUAUAAUUAAUUCUUUAAUAUUUCACAUUCCCUUUGAAUUCACUUUUAUCUGAUUGGAAAAACUGCCACAAAAACCUGUGUGUAAAACUCCCCUAAGUAUACAUUCAAAUUCCGCCAUGUGAACAGGGCCUUAGGCCCCAUGGUUUUUGAGCCAUAGCCAGAAGUGUAUUAAGGAGGAAUGGAAAAUAUAAAAGAUGUACUUACACUUCCCCAUCUCCUUCUGGCUUUGGUUUCCCCAAGUAAGUUCCCUGUGUGAAAUCAGUUUAGGGGUACGUUGACACAUUAAACUCUUUGUGAGUUUUGCUACAAUUCAUGCCAGCAGAAAAUCCUUGAUAGUGGCAGAUUUGCAAAUUGCCGGCAAAUCAAUUUAAGUGAAUGGUAGCGAAACCUACAGCGGAUCUCCUGCUGGAAACCCAUUGCGAGUUGUCAACGUGUGAAUGUACCCUAAGGCCUGCUUCAGGCACAGAUUUGGCUUUUCUGGCCUGAAAAUAAAUAAAAAAAAUUUAAAAACACCCCCGUAUCCCCCUGUUUUUGCUCCUCUGUCAUACAGUUUGUGUGUCCUUUUUUCCCAUAAUAGUUUGUGUUUAGUUUAUAUGACAUUUCCCCCCUGUUUUUUUCUUAUUACAAGUCAUAUGUUUUUUUAAUCAUGUGGCUUCAAUUAUUACUACUGAGGAAUUUAAGGAAGAAAAGCCAAAAAAAUAGUGAAUAGGCACUUGCUCAUUGUAGGCAAUAAGGGAGAUCAAGGUUUAGUUGAGCACCACUCACCUAAGAAAAGACGCAUGUUUAUCAUUCAUUUUAGGAUCACUUGUGUGCGGUAUAUUUUUAUUUAAAGGGGUACUCCGGUGGAGAAAAAAAAUUUGUAAAUCAACUGGUGCCAGAAAGUUAAACAGAUUUGUAAAUUACUUCUAUUUAAAAAUCUUAAUCCUUCCAGUACUGAUCAGCUACUGGAUGCUCCUGAGGAAGUUCUUUUAUUUUUGAAUUUCUUUCUGUCUGACCACAGCGCUCUCUGCAGACACCUCUGUCCAUCUCAGGAACUGUCCAGAGCAGGAGAAAGUCCCCAUAGCAACCAUCUCCUGCUCUGUACAGUUCCUGACAUGGACAGAGGUGUCUGCAGAGAGCACUGUGGUCAGACUGCAAAUAAAUUCAAGAAGAAAAGAUCUUCCUUUGUAGUA